AUGGGCAAAGUGAAUUCGAAUCGGUCCAAGAAGAAGGAGGUUUGUAGUGGUUCCGGUGUAGCUCAGCUAACUGGGAAGAAGCGGAAAAACGAAGGGACGUUGUUAGCGAACAAAGACGUGAAUGCCAAGCGAUCAAAGAAGGUUGCGAAAAAGGUGUGUUCCCAAAGGUUGGAGUAUGAAGAGGAAGAAGAGAUCAGUGUGCUACAAGGUAUUCUUGAUUGUUAUGCUGUAACAGGGAAGAAUCCUUUUGUUAAUAUGAAGGAAACUUUCGAGUUCAUGAAGGAAUAUACAAAUUUAGAGUCUUUCGACGAAUUCGUAGAGAAGAUGAAUAGUUUGAAGAAGAAAUUAAUGGAUCAAAGGAGUAAUGCUAAAGAACCAUCUACCUCGGAUUGUUACUACCAGAAAGUUUCUAAGUUGUUGACAUUGAGUUCGGGAGAUGAUGUGGGAUCUGCCGUUGAGAAACCAAAGAGGAGUAAGCGGGUUGUAAAGCCUAAAGAAGAGAAGCAAACAGUGAUGCGUCGUGAAGGCGAAAAAUGA
Molecule: messenger RNA, 537 nt
Organism: Camelina sativa (false flax)
Lineage: Eukaryota; Viridiplantae; Streptophyta; Magnoliopsida; Brassicales; Brassicaceae
Source: RefSeq, a predicted model, not a curated record